UACAAGUUUCCACUGAGCGACUCUCUCUGCCUGCAGCACAGAUGGGGAUGCAUGAAACUCUGCCUUCUUCUGAGAGUCUGGACUCAGUAUUCUGUCUGUCUCUCCCUCUAUGGGUGUGACUCCUGACUCCCUCCCAGACUAUGACACAACUUUUCAGUUCCUUUUGAAUAAGUGCAGCAAAGUUGCACGCUUCUUUGCACAGCGACUUCCUCAGGAGCCUCUUGUCCCAGGUCUGCGGAGCACAAUGGCCCCACUGCUGUGGAUUGUUACUGGAUUCUGCUGCCUGCUGAGUGUGUGCCACGCGCGUACAGUUAUCAGCUGCCGCUUCAAAGGGGUUUUCCACGUGGAAAAGUACGAUCGAUAUUCACUGAAUCAGGAAGAUGCCAUAAAGCUCUGCAGGGACCUCAACAGCACCAUUGCUAAUUACAAACAACUGGAGAUCGCCUUGGAUUUUGGCUUUGAAACCUGCAGGUAUGGCUGGAUUGACGACCGUGUAGUGAUACCACGAAUCAAACCAAAUUCCAUAUGUGCUGCCAAUUACACUGGCAUCUUCACCCUUGGCUCUAACGAAUCCCUGCGCUUCGAUGCCUACUGCUUCAAUGCCUCAGAGACGGAAGACAAGUCCUGUGACCCUGUUCUCUUCCUCAAUGAAACCGAUUUGUCUCAUAAAACGAUUGACUCUUAUGAUCCAACUUUAGAUACUCAAAACCCUUUUCGAAUCCAGAAUUCUGACAAAAAUGGAUACCUGGGAGACUCUGUUACUGAUCCAGGCCCUGCCAUGAUCACACCAGAUUCUGGGCAGGAUUGGGGUGAAACUCAAGGAACCCCUGACCCAGAUGAUGACCAUUAUUCUACAAAGGAAGAUGGUUCUGAUUCCACAGAACAACCCAGUGAACAUGGAAUUGAUCAUUCAGGGUAUAUCCCAGACCAUCACUAUCCCAUAGAAGAAAAGGAUCCUGAACUACAUAAAUCUGAUACAGAACCUACAACCAAAACUUUUUAUCAUGGUGAUGACUUUGAACAUGAUAGGCAUCCAAGUCAUCAUGGAGGACAUCACGAUACAGAAACAGAUUAUACCAGGCCAGAUGACGAAAGCAGUAUGGAGCCCGAUAGCUAUCCAGGAGAGGUCCCAUCUGUCACUGAUUCUUUCCUUGUCCCAGAAGAAGAAUUUGAUGACCACCUUUAUGACCAUGAUGGAGAACAUGGAAAGAAGGGAAGAACUUUUAACCACGAUCCAUCAUCUGAGAAUGCUAUGGUCGAAAAUCAACCCAAACAGAGAAGAGGAGCUAGAGUUCCUGACUGGUUAAUUGUGUUGGUGGCUCUCGUGGCUCUGGGACUGAUAUUGUCUGUCUGUCUUGCAAUCAAUACCCGCAGACUGUGUGGGCAAAAGAAGAAAUUGGUAAUAAAUGGAAACAAGAAUAGACUGGAAGACGGGGAGAUUAUGGAGCAAAAUGGAGACAACAUCAAGUCGCAAGAGAUGGUACAACUCGUUUCCCAAGAGCACACAGUCGACCAAGACAGUCCAAUGAUUCAAGAAGAUAUCAAGAGGAACGACAAGGAUGUAGACAUGAAAAUUGGAGUCUAGCAUCUCCAAAACCAAUGAACAAACUCUGUUGAACAACUAAGACUGAAUGUAGAGUUAUAAGGAGCCAUGGACCGCUUCAUAAGGAUCCCAUACUGCUUCUGUAUGUCAAAAUCUUAUAAGUGAGGCAGCCAAACAGAAUAACAGCUUUCAGGCUGUUCCAUGACAGCAGACACUUUCCAAUGCUCUUCUCCUGUAUGGAAUCUUAUCUUAGGGGCUCUGGUGUUGGUGAUAUGAGGAAAAUGAAGUACUAAAAGACCAGGGAUGUCCAAACAACUCACUAAGAAUCAUGUAGCAAGAAAAUAGACCUCUGUAUCAUCUUCAUCUGCUGAGAUCAUCACCUUGGGUCCUGGAGAUCAAAGCACUUUGUCAAGAUGAUACAGUGGAAACAUUGGACAGUAAUCAACACACGGCAGUGACUAACUGCAUUUUGCAUUUCUUUGACAUGUAUUUAUAGCUCUGUGACAUCCGUGGAUAAUGACCCAAGAAGUAUCUCACUAUGUACCCAAAUCUACUUGAGUUGGCCCAAGUUUUGGGAAGUAUUUGAGUCAGCUUCUAUAAUCUCAAAACACCGUUAUACUGAGAUAAGUUCCAAACAAUACAUGGUCUUUUUAGUUAUACCCUUCCUUCCUCAAAAAUGUUACAAUUGUUCUGACAGAGGAACGGUAAACCAACUACUGGGUCAGAAUUACAGGGCUGAAAAAAAUUAAUCUGCCAAUUUAAAAAUGGUCAUUCUAUAACCCAAAAUCCCCAGACUAUGAGGAAGCCCCCAAAGCAGUUGAUGAAGGGGCCCAGGCUGAAGGUUAGGAUAAAACAUAGUGUGUGUGUUACCAGAUCAAGACAUUGGGGUCCCUUUAAGAAUUUCUUUUUGUAUAGAUUCUAUUUAAGUUGGCUAACUGUAUAUAUAUAUAUAACAACCUGAUUCCUACUCACGGGUUGGGUGUCAGUUUCAAUGAACAAGAGAAGAAGCAUUGGAUCUUAAAAUAUCCCAAGCUUUGAUGAGUUGCUCUGGCACUGCUUGGCUGGAAUAGACUUUCAUAACUGAGGAGCUUCAGAGGAGUCUCGUACUGUGUAUAUUCUGGGGAUAUGUUAGUGCUGAGAAUUUCAGACACUGCCUGGUGUAGACGAAUGUAUGUUGUGACCGUUCACUCCCAAAGAGUUCUCAUUGAUCAGGGCCUCUGGUUGGAAUGGCGUUAGAGUGAAGACAUCAAGCAGAUACAGGGUGUUCUUUGUCUAUAUAGAACUUCCAAGGGCUUAAAUUUAAUGUAUGGAAGAUAUUUUAUUUUGUGUGUCAUUGUUAGAGGAGAGGAACUGGGGCAAAGGGUGACUAGGUUUUAACAGGAUAACCCUUAAUUUCAUGGUGAAGGGGGUUUAAUCCCAAUCUGUUAGGGUUACUAGCACAAUUCUGGUCUCUGAACAACAGUCAAAGCUAAGGUUGACGGAUUACUGGUUUAAUUGGGGAGGCUAGGGGCUUCUGAUAUCCUUUAAAGGUUCGAUCUGAUUGGGUGCUCUCUUACCAACUAAUUGUCCAAUGUGACAUGGUGACUGGCAAGCCAAAAGGUUAUUAAUGCAAACUGCAGGGGUUGCUAGGAGAUCCUUGCAGUGGCCUUCAGAAGUGGAUCAAACCUGCUAUACAUGGUCUGAAUGAUAGGAUUAAGGACUGUUUAUCCAUGUUGGUGAUUUCCCUCAAUCCAUAGACUUUCCAGACGCUUCUCCUGGUCGCAUUAUUGGGGAGACACGUCAGUCUUGUAGAUGGGACCCAUUGAAGACCUACCAGAUAGCGGUGAUUUGCAUCAUUAUAGGUCAACUUUGGAAAACACUGACACACUUUGGAGCAUUUAUUUUUGCUAACAAUCCCCCUGUUAAACAUGUGAUCUGGUGGGCAGGAGCCUGAUGCAGGGCCAGUUUAUUUAAAUUAAUAUUAAAAUUGCAGAAGAAGAACAAUUCAUGUACAGGACAUGAGCACAAUCGUGAUUACAUGUGGGUCGGGAUAUCUGUGGAACACAAUUUCAUGAGGAAAUACCCCAAUAAUAAAAAAACACAUGAUCUACACUAUAAAGUAGUACUGAAUAUCUGUCCUGUCGACACCGUCUUUUCUGAACAGGAGGUCCUGAUGCAGAAUAGCUUUUGGGUACAGACUCUUUAUAGCAAAAGGCUCUUAAUGGGGCAGUGAACAUUUAUACACUAUAAGCCAAGUUUCACUUCACACAAUGAAACCACCUCUGUCCGUGUGCAGGAAACCUCUGCCUUCAAUCACUUUUAUUGCCUGUUUUUUUCUUGCUAUAAUGUCAAUUUUAUUGCAUUUUUGAUUCAUGAGUAUUGACAUACGCCCAGUGUGAUGACUCUCCCCAGCGACUCAGAGUUCUGUAAUUAUCAGGCGAUUUCAUUGAAUGAAAGAAUAAAGAGCCGGUGUUACAAUACAGUAAAA
Messenger RNA from Xenopus laevis (African clawed frog), 4010 nucleotides. It is a transcript of the gene cd44.S, whose product is annotated as CD44 molecule (Indian blood group) S homeolog. The coding region runs from base 110 to 1585 and encodes 491 amino acids. Gene Ontology annotation, cellular component: plasma membrane; microvillus; extracellular region. Gene Ontology annotation, biological process: positive regulation of ERK1 and ERK2 cascade; inflammatory response; animal gross anatomical part developmental process. The transcript has 8 exons. NCBI's taxonomy places the organism in Eukaryota, Metazoa, Chordata, Amphibia, Anura, Pipidae. The record is from RefSeq and is a predicted model, not a curated record. Gene Ontology annotation, molecular function: cytokine receptor activity; transmembrane signaling receptor activity; hyaluronic acid binding.